This is a messenger RNA of Theobroma cacao (cacao), 2083 nucleotides long. The record is from RefSeq and is a predicted model, not a curated record. NCBI's taxonomy places the organism in Eukaryota, Viridiplantae, Streptophyta, Magnoliopsida, Malvales, Malvaceae.
GAUCCCGUUACGUGCUUCUGACAAGCCUUCAACAUUCCUUAACAUAUGCUAAAUAUAGGAUCAAAAUAUUCUCUUUUCAAUUUAUUUUUUAUAGAUCUCUGCCAAAAAAAGGGAAUGGAUUAAGAAGGAGGAAAUGCCGGAUAGCCUACUUUUAGGCACAAAAAUCAGGUGAUCUGUCCAAAAAAACAAUAUGGAUAUUAGAGAAAGCUCAGAGAAUAAUGCCAACCCGCUACUUCCAAUUUUCAUUUUUCUCAUUCUCAUUCUCUCUCUCUCUCUCUCUCUCUCUCUCCCUUUGUCAUUCCUUAGCUUCUCUUUUGGCUUCUGGUCUUUGGUCACCUCUGAAAAGCCAUGAGGGAUGCCAGAGAACCUAAUUCUGCUCCUUCAUGUGGUGAAUUAUCCGUUGACAGCAAUGGUUCCCACAAAACUGCCAGGAAAUGGGAGCCUUUUCGUCAUAUAAGGAGAAGACAUCGUGCUGGUUUCUCUGACUCAAUAUCAUCUCUUGACUUGGCAUCUUUAGGCGCCGAAGUAGAGAGAAUAGAUCAGCCAUCUCCAACAGCUGCUCUCGAGGACUGCUCAACAAGUUUAGAAUCGAUAGAAUCAAGAAGUGUGGAAUCUAUAGAAUCUGCAGAAUCUGAGCCAACUUCUUCCAAGGCCAGCACUUCAUCAGACUCUGAAAAUCAUCAGAGUUCAGCUACUUCUGUUCACUGGCGUGGCUUCUUUCGCUUACUGAAGAAAGGACCUGGAAUCCCCUUUCAAACCCUACCUCCUCUAAAGCCUAGGCUCACUAGAAGAAAGAGCAAAAGAGUUAGAGAUGACAUGGUUCCACAACUAUCUUCAACUUUGGAUGCUGAACUAUGCUGUUUCAAAUCUACCUGGAAGAACUUCUCGCUCUCAGAGCUUCAUGAAGCAACCAAUAACUUCAGCCAUGAAAAUUUGAUAGGAGAAGGAGGGUAUGCAGAAGUUUACAAAGGGCAGUUGAAAAGUGGAAAGCUUGUUGCAAUUAAGCGGCUAACCAGAGGUUCAUCAGAAGAGAUGACCAUGGAUUUCUUGUCUGAGCUUGGAAUUAUAGUUCAUGUUGACCAUCCCAAUAUCGCUAAAUUAAUCGGGUAUGGGGUUGAAGGAGGGAUGCACCUCGUUCUUCAAUUGUCUCCCCAUGGAAGCCUGGCAUCAUUACUCUAUGGUCCAAAGGAGAAACUGAGUUGGGGCAUCAGAUUCAAGAUUGCUGUAGGGACUGCUGAAGGCCUCAGCUAUCUUCAUGAAGGUUGCCAGAGGAGAAUCAUCCAUAAAGAUAUCAAGGCUUCAAACAUACUGCUCACAGAGGACUUUGAUGCACAGAUUUCUGAUUUUGGGCUUGCAAAGUGGUUACCUGAUCAAUGGACUCAUCAUACCGUCUCUAGAGUGGAAGGCACAUUUGGUUACCUUCCUCCAGAGUUCUUCAUGCAUGGCAUCGUAGAUGAAAAAACGGAUGUCUAUGCUUUCGGGGUACUGCUGCUGGAGCUCAUCACUGGCAGGCAAGCCGUGGAUAGUUCACAGCAAAGCCUUGUAAUGUGGGCAAAACCAUUGAUCAAAGAAAACAAGAUCGAAGAACUCGUUGAUCCAACCCUGGGGGAUGCCUAUAACGUGGACCAGUUGAACCGUGUUACUGCAACAGCUUCUAUGUGUAUACAUCAGUCUGCAGUGAAUCGACCCCAAAUGAGCCAGGUUGUAGACAUCCUGAAGGGUGAUCUUACCUGCUUGGAGAUGCUAAAACAUCGCGAAAAGUCUAUCCUUCAGAGGACUUACUCGGAGGAGAUCCAUGAUGCAGAAGAAUACAACUCAACAAAGUACUUGAACGAUCUUCGUCAGAUGGAGAUUCUUUUAGGACAGCCCAAUGAAGAACUUUGUUAGUCAAACAUUGACAAGAGGUUUCCCUAGUCCUUUUCUUUUUUAUGUUCAUUAGGUGACUUUGAAAUCUGAAUUCUUUCUUCUAUGGAAAGCUGUAAAUUCUGUGGAGUUGUGGAUUUCUUCCAGCUUUUCUUUACAGUCUUGUAUUGAGUUCUAGUUUCAGCAAUGAAGCAUCCCCAAAAGUUGAGGGAACAGAACA